This is a messenger RNA of Helianthus annuus (common sunflower), 1355 nucleotides long. Its product is annotated as DCN1-like protein 2. Gene Ontology annotation, molecular function: cullin family protein binding; ubiquitin-like protein binding; ubiquitin conjugating enzyme binding. The transcript is spliced from 9 exons. Bases 286 to 1206 code for a protein of 306 amino acids. The record is from RefSeq and is a predicted model, not a curated record. Gene Ontology annotation, cellular component: ubiquitin ligase complex. NCBI's taxonomy places the organism in Eukaryota, Viridiplantae, Streptophyta, Magnoliopsida, Asterales, Asteraceae. Gene Ontology annotation, biological process: protein neddylation; positive regulation of ubiquitin-protein transferase activity.
AUUGUAAAACUAGACAUUUUCCAAAUACAAAACAUGUGGUAAGGUAUGAAUAACGUACAAGUGUGACGAAAAACGCCAGGAACAAACAAACGGUUAAUAAUCGAAAGGCACAAGGAGCGAUUGAAGAUAAUUUGAGGAAGAAGAACAACUAUUGAAUUGAAUUUGGGGAUAAAUCACAUCCCUUAUCUGCUGCAACAAACCCUCACCAAUCCCUGGUCUAGGGUUUCGUUUCUUAACGAUUCCCGAAACCAAAAUCUCAUCUUUCAUCCUUUAAUUCAAUCUCCAAUGGAUCCUUCAGAUCGCCUUGACAUAUUCCAGAUUUACAGGCGCUAUUGCGAAGUGACAUCAGAGGCAUUGAGAUAUGGUGGAGAUGGUUACAGGCCUGUUAAUGAGUCAAAGAAAGCUAAAUUUUACAGGGAUGCUUUAUCCAAUCUGUUGCAGUUUGUUGAGUCAAGGGUUGUUGACAAAAGGAUGCCUAUACUUGAAGAAAUUCCUAUGCUCAUGUCAAGGCUUGAUUUGAUGGCAGACUCGUUUGAGUUCACCCGAUUCUAUAAUUUUGUUUUCUUCAUAUCCCGAGAAAAUGGUCAACGAAGCAUCACUGUAAGCAGGGCAAUCAUGGCAUGGAAGUUAGUUUUAUCCGGAAGGUUCCGGCUACUCAAUCAAUGGUGCAGCUUCGUUGAGAAAAAUCAGCGGCAUAAUAUCUCUGAGGAUACCUGGCGGCAAGUUUUGGCUUUUAGUCGCUGUGUACAUGAAAAUCUUGAAGGAUAUGAUCCUGAAGGAGCUUGGCCUGUUCUGGUUGAUGAGUUUGUUGAGCAUAUGUAUCGGGUAAAUGGAUCCGAGGAUGCUCGUAACUUUUGUUGCAGUUGCAGUGAUUCCGAAACCCAACCGAGUGACGACUCUCUCCCCGGUUUAAGAAUCUUUCCUGGUGUAAAGCGGAAGUAUGGUGAUGACUUGCAACAUCAAGAAUCCACCAAUGUUAAUACUAUUAUUAUGCAUUCGAAGAGAAGGCACACUGAUUUAGAUAAUAAUUUGGCGAAUUGGGAGGGAUGUUUAGCGAGUAAUCCCACGUAUAAUUGCUGUGAGACAGUUAAACACAAUAACCAAUGUGCUGUAGAAGGCAGCCUCUCAAAAGGUAUUGCGGAACUUUUCUCGAGUCUGUCUUCUUUACAGUUUGAUCGGGAAACACGGGUUCCAUAUACAUUGUAAGAGUACUUGUAAUCAUAUGAAUUCAAUGCGUUAAACAGACCGAUUUUUUUACACAAGUAACGGUGAAACAACAAUGAACUGGUGUUUGAUUUAUUCACAUGUACUUGAUCGGGAAACAAGUUUCAUAUACAUGGUAAGAGUAUCUGUAA